This is a messenger RNA of Girardinichthys multiradiatus, 2616 nucleotides long. Its product is annotated as kelch-like protein 34. NCBI's taxonomy places the organism in Eukaryota, Metazoa, Chordata, Actinopteri, Cyprinodontiformes, Goodeidae. The transcript has a single exon. Gene Ontology annotation, molecular function: protein binding. Bases 70 to 2064 code for a protein of 664 amino acids. The record is from RefSeq and is a predicted model, not a curated record.
GCCAAAGCGGGUUGGGCCACAGGGUUGUGUGGAUGUGUGUGUGCAGGGGGCUGUUAUUACCUUCCUAUCAUGGUGUCAGAUAACAGCUUCUGCAGACAGAGGAGUAAAACACAGAUAAAGAGAGCUCAACUGAGGACACACUCUCUUCCAGUCUUCCUUCUGCAGAUAUCCAUGACCUCUUUUUCAUUAAAAAGAUCCUAUUUUACAUCCUUUCUUCUACUUGACAGAGAUUUGUUUAAACAUUCCUCUUUUACCUUUUCCCUAUGUAUGGAUACCUACUCGAUCCUCUACAGUUCCUCCCACAGAACCGGACUCCUCUCUGGUUUCCAACGUUUGCGGGAUGAGAAAAAAAUGUGCGAUGUCGUCCUGGAAGCAGGUGGUGUUUCCUUCCCAUGUCAUCGCACUCUGUUGGCCAGCUCCAGUGACUACUUCUGGGCCCUUUUUGGAGAGACAACCGCAGAGAGAUCAGCAGACUCUAUCAGCCUCCCGGCACUGAUACCUGAGGGUUUAGAAGCCAUUUUGGAUUUCUUGUACUCAGGGUGGUUGAGGAUUUCUUCCUCUACGCUUCCUAUUGUUGUGGAAGCAGCUCGGUACCUCCAAGUGGAAGCAGCCUUGUCGAUAUGCGAGCAAUUUAUGGUGGAUGACUUAACCGCUGAGAACUGCUGCUACUAUGCUAAUCUGGCUGAGCAACACUUCCUCUUGAAUGGAUUUGAGUCUGCAAAUCAAACCAUUGCCAAGAAAAUGGUGGCUCUGCUACAGAAAAGAAGGGCUGAUCUCCUUGGGUUGAACUUUCCAUCGCUGAUGGCGGUGCUCGAUACAGAUGAGAUACCUGGGGUCAAGGAGGUGGACCUUAUAAAGCUUUCCCUAGACUGGUUGGGUGAGAAUGGGCCCCUCCCACUCCUAAAAUCAAACCUACUGCUGAGUCGUCUACGCUUCGGAUUGGUUGCGCCUUCUGACCUUUCUGAACUUAGCCACGGAAACAGGGCUAUGGCCACUCCACUCAUCAGAAGUCAGAUGACUCGGGCCCUCGAGUACCACCAUAUGGGUUCGGCUCAGCCAAUAGGGCAGAGCAGGCAGUCAACCCUCAGAGGAUCACCUAAUCGUGUGCUUCUUGUUGGUGGUGGGGCUAGCACUGAUUUGCCAGAACAGCAGAUGUUGGCGUUCAACUCCAGUAGCAGGACGUUUUCAUUGCCAGGUUUUGUUCUACCUCUGAGACUCAGAAAUCCCUGCGUUUGUUCAGUGGGAGGUUUUUUGUUCGUGAUCGGGGGUGAAGAGGGAAAAAAUGGUGAUGAUAAGGAGAAGAAGUCUGUCACUGUGUUAACAUCAAGCCAGGUCUGGAGGUACGAUCCACGCUUCAACCAUUGGGAAAAGAUGGAGUCCAUGCUUGAGAAGCGGGUACAGUUCACUUGCUGCGUGGUGGAGAACGUCAUUUAUGCCAUUGGUGGACGACACUCACAGCCGGACUCCAAUACGUAUACUUCUGUAGCUUCUGUUGAGUAUUACAACAUGGCUUCAGGAGCAUGGAGGAGAGCUGCAGCAAUGCCUUCCCCUCUUCAUGGCCACGCUUCUACUGUGCUUGACAAAAGCAUUUACGUGUCAGGAGGACACCCUGCCCACCAGGGCAGCAUCCAUGGCAGUAACCAGGAUGUAAACAGGGAAAUAAGUAGGGAAUGCCUCUCCUGGGACAUAAAGGGCAGAGUCUGGGAAAAGAGGGCAUCCAUGUCCAUCCCAAGGUUUGGUCAUAGAUUGGCUACUGCCCAUGGCUACAUUUACGCCCUGCUCGGGAUGUAUGAACCUUUUUGUGAUAUCGAACGAUACGAUCCAGAGUCGAACCACUGGACUCGCCUCAAACCACUUGCAAACGGCUUGUUCAACUAUGGAAUACUAUCCAUGGCAUGUGGGAAUCUGCUGGUAUUCGGUGGGACAAGGUGGAGCGAUGGACAACAGGUGACUGUAAGGAGUGUGCUGGAGUAUGACACAAAGAAAGAUCGCUGGAGAGAAAUCGCCAAGCUUCCAAGACCUCUGACUGGGACUGAGUGCACUCUGCUGCCUCUGCCAGACUAGUAGACCCAAAUUAAAAUGUAUGUAAAAAGAUACACUUACCGUUGAACACAUUCAAGUGUCAUGAAGAAAAAGAAAAAAAAACAGUGCUGUACUACUGAAAGCUUCAAGGCCAGUAGUAGAAAUGAGUAAUAAGAUGAGAUUUUAAUCAACCUUAACACCUUUACUUUCCACCUUAAAAUGAUUUUUUCUAUGAUUUUGAUGAGGACAUACUUAUAUUCCCUAACUUAUAUUUUGUCAUUUAGCUUUUUUUUUUGCUAAAUACAUACAUACAGCACUAUUACGCUGGAAAUAGUGCUUACUUUUACCUGGUUUUUAUUUUUAUUUUAACAAUUUGUUGUAUGAUUUAAUUUAGGGGAAUAAUACAAUAACCGUUGCUCGUGCUAGCUGAGCUAAAUAUGAGGAUCAGAACCAAGGAUUACCUUACUACCUUACUAUAAAAACACUUAAUUAUUUGUAAAACCAUUCAUUUUUGUGAAAUUUAUAGAUCAAUUUAUUUUAUAGUGCCCUGAAAAUGUAUUUUCCAUAUUACAGAUUUCUUCUAUUCCUCUUGCU